UGUAGCUGAUUCUUAUUUAUUUCACUGGGGCAAUAAAAAAAGCGGAAGGAAAAUAAGAACUGGUUGUCAGAGUAUCGAAGAUAAAAUGCACGAUUUAUUGAUCAACGUUACAGAUGAGCAAAGGUUAUCGCAGGUCGCACACAGUCUUGUAGAUUUCUCCCUGGAAGCUCCGAAAACCAUUGCCACAAAAAAGAAACUCUCCAAACUUUUGAACAUUUCCGAAACCGGUGAUGAACUGGUCUUCGGGCUGAGAUCGACCGAGAUUCUAGUUCGUCAAUUUUGUCUGAACCAAAUUACCGAAAUAGAGUUCAAAUCACACUUCCCUAGCCUGAGCCAAUCGUUGCAAGCUGCCCUGGUGGAAGUUAUCACGCUACGAAAGCCAGAAGUUGCCCAACAUCUGAAAAACGAAAUAAACGCAAUUGAUAAUCUGCUGAUGGAAUCGUUCGACUGGGAUGUCAAGUGGAUCAUGGGAAACAGUAGUCUGGCUUCGAGGCAAGAGCAGAUCACAACGUUGGCGCUCAACUGCCGCGAUAAAGAUAUGAGGCUGAAAACGGUGCGCUGUGAAAUGGAUCGAGAGAAAUUGGGCGAACUCAUCAGAAUACUGGAGCAGUAUAGUAGUGGGGAAGGCGAUAAAUAAAAGAGGCGAUCAUUAGGAUGUCAUCCAUUAUUUUGGACCAUGCGGAAG
Messenger RNA from Toxorhynchites rutilus septentrionalis, 685 nucleotides. RefSeq lists its product as uncharacterized. The transcript is spliced from 4 exons. The record is from RefSeq and is a predicted model, not a curated record. Lineage: Eukaryota; Metazoa; Arthropoda; Insecta; Diptera; Culicidae. The coding region runs from base 86 to 637 and encodes 183 amino acids.